AUGAACCCUUGUGGACACGAGUCCCUGGCGCAUUUUGUGGCUCUGAAAAUUUGUCGUGGCAAACGCUUGUUGUUGCUGAAGUGCCAAAACUACCCCCACGCGCUCCAGGCCCACCGCAAGUGGCCCUCCCGCGUCUCAGAAGAAGAUUUGCCAGAACACCAUCAUGUUCGUGUUCUGAAGGCUUUAAGACAACAGCAGAAAAGAAGAAAUGGAGUCUCAAUGAUGGUAAACAAGACUGUUCCUCGUGUUGUUUUGACACCAUUAAAGGUGUCUGAUGAGCAGUCGGAUUCACCUUCAGGGUCUGAAUCUAAAAAUGGUGAAGCAGACGGUUCUGAUAAAGAGAUGAAAAAUGGGCAAAAGUCUCCAAGUGGAAAACAAACAAGCCAGCACUUAAAAAGGUUAAAAAAAUCUGGUUUAGGACAUUUGAAAUGGACCAAAGCUGAGGAUAUUGACAUAGAAACGCCAGGAUCUAUUCUAGUGAACACUAACCUGAGGGCUUUAAUCAAUAAACACACCUUUGCUUCUUUACCUCAGCAUUUUCAACAAUACCUCCUGCUUUUGCUUCCAGAAGUAGACAGGCAGAUGGGAAGUGACGGAGUUUUGCGCCUCAGUAGUUCCGCUCUGAACAAUGAAUUCUUUGCAUAUGCAGCACAAGGGUGGAAACAACGAUUGGCAGAAGGAGAAUUUACUCCAGAAAUGCAGUUGCGCAUCAGACAAGAGAUUGAAAAGGAAAAGAAAACUGAACCUUGGAAAGAAAAAUUCUUUGAAAGGUUUUAUGGUGAAAAAUCGGGAAUGUCGAGAGGAGAAUCGGUGAAACUCACCGCCGUCCAGAACAACGAUGAAGAUGAAAGCAGUUCUUUGUGUGGAUCUUCUGACCUACCUGGUCCUUCUAAGCAAGCAGCCCUUGAGGAUCACGAGCAGAAAGGUGCUAAAAUCCCACCAUUGCCAGAGAGGGAUCGUUGCCCACCUCCCUGUACCAUGGAGCAGGCUCCAGCCAAGGAGCUGGUGUCAGAAUCAGAAGAUAUACUGAUACCCGAGGAAUCCAUCAUUCAGGAGGAGAUUGCUGAGGAGGUUGAGACGAGUAUUUGUGAAUGCCAGGAGGAGAACCAUAAAACAGAACAUGAGUUUUCUGAGGAGUCAGUAAGUCCAGCAGGCACAAAUGAAGAAACGGAGGCAGCGCAGCUUGGAGACAGUGCUGAGUCUUGUGUCACGAUGAAUGAUGUAGCUGAUACUGUGUCUCACAUUGAAAUUAAAGUGGAGGUGAAGUCAGAAUGCCCUCAGGAGGAGAUGUCAGUUGUGACAGAUCGGCUGGAGGAUUGCGUGUCGCCGGCACGAUCAGCCUCAUCCACAAACUCUGUCAGUGAUACAGCAGAGAGGGAUCCUGAGUCUGCAAAAGAGCUAAUUGCUCCAGAAAUGCCAAAUGCUGCUCUGGAAGGCUCCUUGUUCACUGGUGGAGGCAUUGCGGUGGAUAUGGAGCUUCAAAGUGACCCUGAUGAACAACUGUCCGAAAAUGCCUGUAUUUCGGAAACUUCCUUUUCCUCUGAAAGUCCAGAAGGACCAUGUGUCUGCAUUGCCUCUCCUGGGGGAGACACUCAGUCGACUUCAGAGGAACCCUGUACUCCAGCAUCUCUUGAAACAGCUUGUUCAUCUGAAGGGUCCAGUUCUGAAAACACUGACGGUGACAUUCAGCAAAAGGCCACUGAUGAAAACUUGAACACACCCCUGAUAUCAGAAAUUUCUCCAAUGUCCACCUCACCUGUAGCUUCAGAAGCAUCUCUUAUGUCAAACUUACCUUUAACAUCAGAGGCAUCACCAGCUUCUAAUUUACCUUUAACAUCAGAAACAUCUCCUGUGUCUGAUUUACCUUUAACAUCCGAAACAUCUUCAGUAUCUUCUGUUCUUCUGGCCUCGGAAACCUCUGUGGCAAAUAGUUUACCUCUUCCAUCAGAAACAUCUCCAAUUUCUAAUUCCUCCAGUAAUGAAAGACUUAUUUUGCAACAGAGGAAAUCACCAUGUUUGUCGGAGGACUCCCUUCCCGCUUUGAAAGAAGAAAGCUCUACCAUUCCUAAGGUUGUUCAAGAGGAGAAUCUUGUUCUUCAGCCAAAGCAGCUUCAGAGUGCACCUGAAAAUAUGAAAGUUGGUCCACUAGCAAUUGUGCCAGAUAUUUCAAUAUUGGAAGAGACGCAAAGCAAAAGCCUCAGUCAUCAGUCAUGUAAGUCACAUUCUGAAAUUGAGAAAUCCUACAUUGCAUCCAUCCCAGAACACUCUCCACCAGAAGUAAUCAAAAUUAAAAACCACAGUGUUCAGCAAAGAAGUGACAAGAAAGGUACUGUCCUGUCAUCAGAGGUCGGUGUCUUAUCAGAAGGAUCAGUGGGCAAAAAUAUUGAACUGCUUCCAUCAAAACCACAUGAUAAACUGUAUACCUCAUCUCUGGAGAAAGCUUCGUUCUCCGAAGUGGGCAGAAGCAAAUCUCACAAAGUACCUGGCAGCACCCAAAGCCGCCUGGAGAGUUCACAUUCUUCCAAGUCAUUAGAACCCACAAAAUCAGCUGAAGUGAGGAACGAGAGUAGAGACCCAGAGAUCCCAAAGAGAAAAACAGCAGAACAGCACAGUUUUGGAAUCUGCAAAGAGAAGAGAGCUAGAAUAGAUGAUGAUCAGCCCAACCGUAACGCUUCAUCGACGAGUCCAUCUGAUAAAGAUCAGCCCCCCAGAGAAGAACCCCGAGUUCCACCCCUCAAGAUUCAACUCUCAAAGAUUGGACCACCCUUUAUCAUAAAGAGCCAGCCUGUUUCCAAACCAGAACCUCGAGUUUCCCCGAGCACGUCAGUGAGCAGCGGGAGAAACACUGGGGCUAGAACCCUUGCAGAUAUCAAAGCACGAGCUCAGCAAGCAAGAGCGCAGAGAGAAGCUGCGGCGGCGGCAGCCGGGGGCGCGAGCAUCGUCUCGGGAGCGAUGGGGACCCCGUGCGAGGGCGGGAAGACGAGGACACUGGCACACAUCAAGGAGCAAACGAAGGCCAAGCUGUUUGCAAAGCACCAAGCCCGAGCUCACUUACUGCAGACGAACAAAGAAACGAAGUCACAGUUCAACUCAAAGGAAAGUACCUCAUCUCUAGAGAUCCCAGCUUCCACUGAUACAAAGAUUGAAGGUUCUACUGGUGUCAUUAUAGUUAAUCCUAAUUGCAGGUCCCCUAGCAACAAAUCUGCUCAUCUUCGGGAGACUACGGCGUUAUUGCAACAGUCACUUAACACAGCUACAUUACCAGAACCUGCUACUGACAUACCGGUGCACAGUUCUGAUGAAAAUAUACCUAUGCCACAAUCGUGUGAGAAAAUUAUUUCAUCUACCUCUACUGAAAAUAACAGUGUGCCAGUGCUUUAUAAUAAAAAUUCAGUCUCUGUGUCUGCUUGCAGCACUGCUAUGUCUGGAGCAAUUAAAGAACUUUCUUUUGCAAGUUCUGUUGAUAAAUCUUCUGUUUUAAUGUCUGUUGACAGUACAAACACAGCAGUUUCAGCUUGUAAUCUAAAUAUGCUGAAAUCCAUCCAAGGGGCUGAUACGGCAUGCAUAGCCGUUGCACCAAAAUGCAUUGAUAACAGUAACGUGCCAGUCUCCAUAGAGAGCACGGGCUUAUCGAGUGCCAUCGAGGACAAAAGGUUGCCACUACCAAGUAGCAAUGCGAGCAAUGCAGUCUCCAGUCACUAUGCCACUGUGCCAGCUUCAUCUAUUGCCAGUAAUUUGCCAAAUCAUCUCUCUGGUAGUUCUGUACUGAUUCCCCCGGUGGGGACUACCAACAGAUUUUCUUCUGAUAAGAUAGCCAUAACUGGGUGCAACGAGCAAAGCACUGUCUCCAUUCACACCACUGCUAGGGCAGCUUUGAGUUGCAGUGAGGCUGUUGCAGUAGCAGACUCUGUUGCAAGGCCACCCAUUUCUAUGUUUACUGGUAACAUGAUGACAAUAAGCUCUUACGAUAACGCUACUAAAUUAAAUGCUGAUCUCUUAGAAAAAAGCUCCGGAGCGCGAAACCGAAUGGAUCUCACGGGUAAAUCUCAGCCCGUGAGCUUUACGCAAACUGCCAUGAAUAGAUCUAUACCUUGCAAAGUCAUUGUAGACCACACCACAAAUCUGAAUUCCAGCCUGUCACUGUCUUCUUCUAUUGAAAGUGCAGAGAACAGCAUAGACCUGCAAAGCAGACCCGUGAGGGCAGAAGCUGCCUUACAAAGUAUCGCAUGUCCUCAGGUCUCAGUAAUAAGCAGGCCUGAAGUAGUUUCUAAUGAAAGCCUUGAGCACAGUUCCAGCUUUAUGACCAUUGCAGCAAAGCAAGACGGCAAGAACUUGCAGGCAAGUUGCUCCGGUCUUCGAGAAGUGCCUCUUGCUCCUCAAGAUAAAUUAAUUGAGGUGGUUGCUUCCAGCCAAGGUUUUGUUGAGCAGUUAAGAGGUCCUUCAGCCUUUAAAAGUGAAGCAGAUGCUGCCUGUGCCAGUCAGUAUAACACGAACAGUCGAAUUUGUUGGCAUGAUGAAGAGGCAAUGAACACAGACCAGCCAGUGGUCAGCCAUCUUAACUCCCAUAAGCAUAAAGAAUAUGCUGAGCAAAACUGUUUGAAAAAUGUCAAAACCGAACCUUCCAGUUACACGCAGAUGUCUGAACUGCAAUCCAGGAGUCUUUUGACAAGCAUGGCUGUUCCCGUGAAAUCGGAGACUAGUGAGUCUGACAAGUGCUUCAGGAUGGACACCGAGGACUUUACGGGACCCGAAAUGCCAACGCAGCCUGCAGAAAUAGCCACAAGUGUACAGCCAGCCCAGACCUCCAAGACAUCCCUUACCGAUGCCAUGGAGGACCCUCUGUCACUGACAACGGACACCCUGAAGAGAGUGUCAGGCGCUGGGGGCUCUGGCUGCCGCCUGUCGUCAGUGGAGGCCAACAACCCCCUGGUGACACAGUUGCUGCAGGGCAAUCUACCCCUGGAGAAAGUGCUGCCGCAGCCCAGGUCUGGGGCCAAACUGGAAAUUAACAGGCUCCCCUUGCCUUUGCAAACUACCUCAGUAUGUAAAACGGCAGCGUCCGAGAGAAGUAUCGCUGAGCAUCCUUCCAGCUCUCCUAAUCCGGAUGGGAAAGGAUUCGCGGCAGGCAGCAUAGCCCCGCUACAAAUCAGGAAGCGGGAAAACCAUCCGAAAAAGAGGAUGGCCAGGACCGUGGGGGAGCACGCUCAAAUUAAGUGUGAGCCUGGGAAGGUGUCAAUGGACACAGAUGUUAAAGCGGCUCCUUGUGUAAUUAGUUCCAGCAUGAACCAGCUAGGGCACGGUCAGCCGUUCAAGCAGGAGUGGCUGAACAAGCACGCGAUUCAGAGCCGGGUCGCUCACAGCCCGGAGAUCAAGCAGCAGAAGAGGCCGCUGCCUUCGUGCAGCUUCCAGCAGAGCUUGUUUCACGUUGAUAAAAACGGCAGCUUUCACGCAGAAGCUAGUACCUCACACAGACAGCAUUUUUACCAAAUGUCCAUGGCUGCAAGAGGCCCCGUUCCUACGGCAGCUUUGCUGCAAACCACUUCAAAAGGCCCGCCUGGCUGCAAUGCCUUUGCUUUCAGCAGACACCUGGAACAGAAGGGCUUGGGAGACGUGACUAUGUCCGCAGCCGCUCCCCAGCUGAGGCUG
Messenger RNA from Tinamus guttatus (white-throated tinamou), 5646 nucleotides. The record is from RefSeq and is a predicted model, not a curated record. Lineage: Eukaryota; Metazoa; Chordata; Aves; Tinamiformes; Tinamidae.